Messenger RNA from Ficedula albicollis (Collared flycatcher), 1712 nucleotides. RefSeq lists its product as uncharacterized. Lineage: Eukaryota; Metazoa; Chordata; Aves; Passeriformes; Muscicapidae. The transcript has 9 exons. The coding region runs from base 1 to 1632 and encodes 543 amino acids. The record is from RefSeq and is a predicted model, not a curated record.
AUGUGUUUGCCUCUUGCUGGCAAACACAAAAAAGAGGCAAGCUGCUCUGCUCCAGGGCCAGCAGCGAGCAGGCUGCACGGGCCAGGCACCGUGGAGAGUGCUUCCCUGAGCGCUUGGCCGGUCUGCCCGUUGGUGACAGGGUGGAGCACGGUGACCGUGGAACCGAGUGGAACGUUGUGGGACGCGGUGUCCAAGCAACCGUUGGUGGCACGAGGUGACAUAGGUGCUGGCGGCGAGGCGGCCACGCCAGAGUGCUCGGUGCUUGCGACGGGACAGGACGCAGAGAGCGGAGCACUCCGCUUCCGCAGAGCUGUGCAGGUGCUGCGGAGGUUCCUGCGCACUCGCCGUAGGAAGACCACGGCCACAGCACCCGAGGAAACAGCCCAGCCCGACUGCAGGCCCAGCGAGCUGCAGGCAGAGCCUGGUGCCAGCACAGAGUCCUCUGCACGCGCAGCAGACUCUGCCAUGGCAACGGCUGAGGGCAGCGCCAAGGCUGCCACGGCCCGGGCUGAGAGCGUGGCCAGCACAGACACCCUCGCAGGGAGCAUGUCAGAUACUGACUCCAUGGCCAGCCAGACUGACAUUCCUGCUCCCACUCUGGACUUUCCCCAGGAGGAGGGUGCUUUUUCUCCUCAGCAGGUGCCAGCCAUCGUGGCAGACAUUCACCAGAGACUCAUGUACUGUGUCACUGUGGACGCCGGGCUGCAAAAUGUCCUUGUGACACUGGCUGAAGAACACCCCGUUCACGUGGUGAUGAGUCUCCUGUGCCGUGCCCCAUCGUGUGACCGAGCUGCCGUCCUGAUGUGGAGAACCAUCGGCUCGUCGGGACAGGUAGUGCAGGAGGUGCUUGCAGCACUGCUCUCUGUGAUGGAGUCCAGCAUGUUCUCCAGAGAGGACAACGAGGCCGUCUUUGCCCUGGCUGCAACUGUGGUACUGUGGGGAGACGCGCCAUGGCUUGAGCCCCUUGUGUUCCUGCAUCGCCACGCACCUGCGCAGCCUGCCCAUCUGGGGGCCGCCUCGCUGGGGUCUGGCGGCGCUGGCAUUCUUUGUGGAGGUGAGCCUGAGGGCCGGCAGCCGUGGCCCUGCCCAGCGCCGCNUGGCCAGGUGAGACCCCCUUCUCCCUGCUGCCAGCAUUGGUGCCCUGAGCCUGGAGUGCCCCACAUAGUCCCCGUGGUUGUGGCCAGAGGGCAUUGGCACCGAGGGACGGCCGAGCAGGCUGGAAGAGGCUGGGAGAGGGGGGGGCCCAGGAGCAGCCGCCUCCCCUCGGGCCCACGUCCCUUCGCAGGGCGCUGGGCAAAGAUCACACGCCUCUGUGAGUCAGUCCUGGCAGAGGUUUGCUCGCCCGGCUCAGAACCUUGGUGCCUUUGUCCCCCUUCCAGGGAGACGCGCCAUGGCUUGAGCCCCUUGUGUUCCUGCAUCGCCACGCACCUGCGCAGCCUGCCCAUCUGGGGGCCGCCUCGCUGGGGUCUGGCGGCGCUGGCAUUCUUUGUGGAGCAGCUGCAGGACAAGAACCCAGCGGCGGAAGAACCAGUGUCCUUUGGCGACCGCCGCAUGCAAUUGAAGAUAGGACCAGCUGUAGAGCACACAGGACCAGCUGGAGAUCCAGGCACAGCUCUUGUUUGUCACAGCUGAGCCUGUGGCAAGCUCCAGGAGCUCCUGCCAUCUCCCUCCCUGUUGGCAGCUUCUUCCCUCCCUCCCUCCCUCCCUCCCUU